This is a messenger RNA of Klebsormidium nitens, 648 nucleotides long. The record is from the annotation of a GenBank genome assembly. NCBI's taxonomy places the organism in Eukaryota, Viridiplantae, Streptophyta, Klebsormidiophyceae, Klebsormidiales, Klebsormidiaceae.
AGAAGAAACCGGACAGAUGUGAUAUCCGCUGCGCCUGACCCGGAACCACCGUCUUCAGAGGAUGACGACUUGGACGCCGAUUCCGAUUCCUCGCGCAGCGGAAGCGAAGGAAGAACGGAACCGGAAUCGGGAGAGGAGCUGGAUCCGUUGAGGGAUCCCCUGGCGGAGCCGGGCACGCUGGAUAUACGAGCAUGGGAGCGGCUAGCCUUAGGAGUUCAACCGAGGAUCCAAGGCCAGAUUCCGGAAGCUUCGCAGCGACUUCGAGUCAGGUCCGUGUUGCAAACCCUGAAGCAGAACGAAGGAGAGCCAACGGAAGCGGAAGCGGAAACGCUAGCGCGCGACCUGCACAACAUUGCAACGGAAAUUCCGGUGGCAGAUGAGUUCGUAGCGGGGAACUUCGCCCGGAAUCGAGCAGCGUGGGAAGAGAUGCUGCGAGGCAACAAUUCGAGGGCUGCGAGGCGGGUCCGCAGCUGGUUACGGCAAGGGUUUAAACCUACCUUUGCUCGGGCGGAUUCCGCUAAACCCCAGAAGCGAAAGGUGGUAGAAGGAAUGCUCCGGAAGCAGUAUCCAAACGCGGAAGCGGAAGCUUUCCUCACUGGAGAUCGGCCACAUCGAGCCAGCUUCAAAAACCACCGCUCUUUCUACUAG